Messenger RNA from Notothenia coriiceps (black rockcod), 1421 nucleotides. RefSeq names its product troponin I4b, tandem duplicate 2 (gene tnni4b.2). The coding region runs from base 1 to 540 and encodes 179 amino acids. Gene Ontology annotation, biological process: skeletal muscle contraction; cardiac muscle contraction. The transcript is spliced from 7 exons. Gene Ontology annotation, cellular component: troponin complex. NCBI's taxonomy places the organism in Eukaryota, Metazoa, Chordata, Actinopteri, Perciformes, Nototheniidae. The record is from RefSeq and is a predicted model, not a curated record.
AUGUCUGAGGGACAGAAAAAAUCAAAGAUCUCUGCAUCUCGCAGACUGGCUCCCAAGACCAAGCUGCUGAAAAUGGCAGCUGGGAUGUUGGAGAAGGAGAAGGAGGAAAAGAAGCAGGCGAGGGAAGCCACUCUGGCUGAGAGAGUCCCUUCACUCCAGCUGUCUGGUUUGUCCGUCCAGGACCUUCUGACUCUGUGCAAAGAUCUGCACCGAAAGAUUGACGUGGUGGAUGAAAAGCGUUAUGACGUUGAUGCCAAAGUGGUGAAAAAUACUAAGGAGGUUGAACAUCUUUCCAUGAACAUUAUUGAGCUGAAGGGUAACAUGAAGCGACCUGCUCUCAAGAGGGUGAAGAUCUCAGCUGACGCCAUGCUGGGAGCUCUGCUGGGCGCUAAGGUCAAAGAGUCCAUGGACUUUAAGGCCAACCUGAAGACCGUGAAGAAAGAGGAGGAGAAGAAAGAAGAGGUGACUGACUGGCGUAAAAACGUGGACGCCAUGUCUGGUAUGGACGGCAGGAAGAAGAUGUUUAACGCCGGCCAGUAGAUUCUGGAUCAAUAUUGGAUCAUUCAAUGGAUUGAUGGAUCAUUACAGCCCUUUUUGUUUUAAUAAUUGCUUAACUUUGCUGACUGUCUUACCUUUAUUAUAUUGAUUGAGGAAUUAAAAGUUGAACAACUACCCUUAAAACCAGGAUAGACUUGCUCGUUUUAAUAUUAUAGUUAUAAAGGAGAGCAACUGUUUAUCUAAAGCAUAUUUUAAGUUGAGGAUUUAGGGAAUAGUAAAACUGAUUUCUUAGUCACUUACAGCUUUGUAUUAGAGUUGUGCCUGGAGAAUAGAGUAUAGAGGAGAGUAUAUAGAAUACAAAGCCUUUAUUGUCAUUGUACAAAAAACGAGAUUUGUAGUACAACGCUGUCCCAAGUGCAGACAAACAAUAAAAACACGCCAGUAGGACAGACUGACGUAAACAAUCGAACAGGGGGAAUAAAUAGUUAAGAGCAAUGGCGUGAAAAGCUAUAAAGGGAAUAAAAAAAACGCAUAUAAGUAAAGUAAUUGAAAGAGCAUAUCACUUAAGUGGCUUGGUGGCCUGAGGUAGAAACUGGAGCACUGUAGUUCUCAUCUACGGCCAUGUGAUGGCAGCAGAACUCUUUAAACCAUCUCUCAGAAACUUGUAGAGCUACAGGAUAAUAUAUUGACUGUGGAGAGAGACAUUGUUUGUAAUAAACAACUGCUAGUUUAUUAUCUGCUGUGAUACAUGUAUAUCAAGCUUGUCAGACAUUCAAAAUGCAUUGCCUAUUAAAUGCUAAAGAUUAAACAGCAUGAUUGCAGUCUGUGUCAUGUUUUUUGAGUGGUCAUAUGUGAUCUUAAUGUUGGUUGAUGUACUUGAUACAAACAUGAAACCAGCAAUAAAUAAAAAUAUAUGAAUCCUG